Seminavis robusta is the source of this 816-nucleotide messenger RNA. The record is from the annotation of a GenBank genome assembly. Lineage: Eukaryota; Bacillariophyta; Bacillariophyceae; Naviculales; Naviculaceae.
AUGCCCCAUCUGUUCCUCCCUCUACGCCCUGGAAAAUAUGCUCUGGGCAUGAUGGUCCAAUCGGACAACUUUUGGGCAGAUCUCAAUGCCUGGACGUAUUUGAUAGGAGGUUUCUCAUUCAUUAUCGGCAGUGUAUUCUUCCUACCCAAAUACGAAGAGUUGGCCAACGUUGGAAGUUGGAUCUUUUUUGUGGCUUCCAUCUUUUAUCUCUUGGUGGCACUCCACGACGCGGCGGAAUUGGCCCAACACCACGGCGGGCGUCUCGAACUCAAUAUCGACUCUGCCGCGGCUCUCAACUACAUUAUCGGCUCUAUUGUGUUCAUUUUGGGGAGUGUCUUUUUCCUCCCCGACGUGGGACUGUAUACCCCAGGGGCGUACUGUUUCAUUAUUGGCUCGCUCUGCUUCCUAGUCGGCGCCGUCCUGAAUGGCCUUCAGAUUUUCGAAGCCAAGACCAAACGAGACGCGCAAUACUUGCUCCUCAUUGCCAUGUCCUAUAUCAUUGGUUCCGUCAUGUUCCUCAUUCCCUCCGUGCCGUAUCUUUUCGAAUUUGAUACCAUCUCGGACGAAGACGAGAUCUACACCUUUCUGGCAGCAAUCUACAUUGUGGGGUCCUUGAUGUUUACAGUGGGGGGUGCCAUCAACUUUCACAGAUCCAAGGCAUUUCAAGAACUACAAAAAAGACUGGGGGUAGAAAACGACGCGGAGGAAAAUGAGGGGCAAGACGAAACUCCAGAACAGCCGCUCUUUCUCCUCACCACUGAAGAACCCAAAUCACCACCACCCAUGGAAAGCAUCACGACGCAAGUCACGGCAUGA